GAUGUCAUAGUCAUAUUUGUUGCCUCUGUGUAUAGACUCAACGCCUCUCUCCCUUUCACUCAACUCUACCCUCGAUCCUCGAACUUUCCAAUACGGGUUGCGCGUUGGAUUCAAGAGUCGUUUCUUCUGCACCAGACGUCGUGACGUCGUCGGCUUGAAUGUCCUACUCCUUCACCUCCGAACCUGCACAGGCACUGGACACUCAAUCCUCGCUCAGUCAGGAUGCACAACCACAUCUCCAGGGACAGCGACAUGACAGAGUACAGCUCCAAGAAUCGGAGUUAGCUGCCAAUAUGUCGACCUCUCCUCACCUCGACAUAACCACCUCACAGCGCAUGGUCUCCGCCACCUGGGGCAGCGUCUUGACCUCACUACUAGUCACACCUCUCGAUGUAGUACGUGUACGACUACAAGCACAACAUGCUCCGACUCCCGUCAACCUUUCCCGCUUCGCAGCAUACUCUACCAAUUUUAAACAACUACCUCCCGACCUAGGUAUCAAUUCGUGUUGCCGAGAAGUCUUCUGGGUAGGGAACAAUGGACAAUUCUGUCUGGCCGGGAAUGCGCCGACACAUAUCGCGGAUGCAGCUGGACCGGAAUGUGCGGUGGAAGAGACCCAGCGGAAAACAUUCAAUUCAACUUUGGAUGGACUGAAAAAGAUUGCGAGGAACGAAGGAUAUACCACAUUAUGGCGUGGACUGUCUCCAACAUUGAUGAUGGCAAUUCCUGGCAAUGUCAUCUACUUUACAGGCUAUGACUGGCUCCGGUACAGUCAUGCCAGCCCGCUCAAGAAAUUAGCCAGCGAUGUUUAUGUCCCUCUUGUCGCUGGCUCUAUUGCCCGGAUAGCCGCAGCCGUCGCAGUCUCGCCGAUUGAAAUGUUCCGAACAAGGAUGCAAGCGACGACUGGAACUAGUGUUUUCAAAGAGACCUUGCUCGGAAUGCACCGAAUGACACAAACCCAGGGUUACACCUCUCUGUGGCGAGGACUGACUCUGACUAUGUGGCGGGAUGUACCCUUUUCCGGGAUAUAUUGGUGGGGAUAUGAAGCUGUACGGAACCGACUAACGGAUGCUCGGGAAGCUGCCAAAGGCCACGACCUCAGCCCCGCGAGAUCCUUGACGGGAGGACGAGAGUCCCAGGCGAAUGAGAGUCAUAUGACAACAUUCGUCGACAGCUUUCUGGCAGGCUCGGUUUCUGGUGCAGUUGCUGCAUUCGUCACAACGCCAUUUGAUGUUGGAAAGACACGUCAACAGGUUUACCAUCAUGCCGGAGAUGAUGCACCUUCAGUGGUGGCUGCCAAGCAACUUGCGAAGCAGGGCAAGUUGAUUCCCGAAGAAUUGUCGAUGCCGCGAUUCUUAUAUCACAUUUUCCACGAAGAAGGAAUGGCCGGACUAUUCAAAGGUUGGGCCGCACGGUGUAUGAAGGUCGCUCCUGCUUGCGCCAUCAUGAUCAGCAGUUAUGAGGUGGGGAAGAAAUGGGCACGGAGAGUGAAUGAGAAGAGAGAGCUCGGCAAAGCUGAAGCUUGAAGCCUGAAGUCUUUUGCUUUGCAAGGGGGCUUUUGUUCAUGUGUUUUUUCGUCUCGUUCAUGGGCUCUGGAGAGUCCUUGUGUGUGUCCUUGUGUGUUUGUAUCAUUACGGGCGGGAAACCUUUUCAUCUCCUGCAUAGCAAUGGCGUCUCUGGUGCUUGGAUUUUGGUUCUGCAUGACUUUUUGAGACUCUGAUUGUCUGUGUAUAUACGCGGCUCCUCGGCCUCUAUUCGACUCUGCCCAAUUAUGAAUGAAUAAUAAAAGACGACUUUGUCAGAUCGUACUGAGUUUUGCUUUUUAACUUUGAAUUGCUCAUGGAG
Messenger RNA from Exophiala oligosperma, 1845 nucleotides. RefSeq lists its product as uncharacterized. The record is from RefSeq and is a predicted model, not a curated record. Gene Ontology annotation, biological process: mitochondrial transmembrane transport. The coding region runs from base 159 to 1526 and encodes 455 amino acids. The transcript is spliced from 2 exons. NCBI's taxonomy places the organism in Eukaryota, Fungi, Ascomycota, Eurotiomycetes, Chaetothyriales, Herpotrichiellaceae.